This is a messenger RNA of Drepanopeziza brunnea f. sp. 'multigermtubi' MB_m1, 2898 nucleotides long. RefSeq lists its product as uncharacterized. The record is from RefSeq and is a predicted model, not a curated record. Gene Ontology annotation, biological process: 4-aminobenzoate biosynthetic process. Lineage: Eukaryota; Fungi; Ascomycota; Leotiomycetes; Helotiales; Drepanopezizaceae. Gene Ontology annotation, cellular component: cytoplasm. Gene Ontology annotation, molecular function: aminodeoxychorismate synthase activity; RNA binding.
AUGCGCCCGCCCAAGCCUCUCAUCCUCUUCAUCGACGCGUACGACAGCUUCUCCAACAACAUCAUCUCGUUACUCUCCACGACCCUCGAAGCCGACAUCCGCACAAUCCACAUCGACAACCCCGCGCUAUCCUCGGACGAGGCCCUGCAUGCAGAACUGAGACAUUAUGCUGCUGUAGUAUGCGGUCCUGGGCCAGGAAAUCCCGGGAAAGAGGAGGAUGUGGGGAUCAUGAGGAGGAUUUGGAGGUUGCAGGAGAAUGAAAUGGUCCCGGUUCUUGGAAUCUGCCUGGGCUUUCAAAGCCUGUGUUGGGAGUUUGGGGGGAGUGUUGGGAGGUUGAAGGGGCCGCAGCAUGGGAUUGUCAGUAGAAUUACGCAUAUUGGAGCACACAGCAAGGCCAGCCAAGGUGCUAUAUUCGAGGGCGUGGGGGAGAUACAUGCAACGCUAUACCAGAGCUUGUGUGCUGAUGUUGGGCAAGACUUGAUUGGAAAAGAUGAGUGGGAAACUGCGAAAUGGAAGGCCACAGAACGAUGUCCGGAGCUGUUGCCGCUCGCUUGGGUGGAACACGAUUUGGCCCAGGGGAACGACUCGGGUAUCAUGGACGAGAGGGUUCUGGUUGGAGUGCAGCAUAAAACGAAACCAUUUUGGGCGUUACAGUACCACCCCGAGUCCAUAUGCACGAAUGAAGAAAGCACGAAAGUUAUCACAAACUGGUUCGGAUUGGCCCAGGCAUGGAAUAUACAGAAAGGGCGUAUACAAGUCACCUCGGAGGGCCCGAUCGAAGGACAAUUUGUCACUCGCGAGAGCCUAUUGAGCCAAAACCAAAGGAAAUUAGAGCAAGACACCUCUUUUACAGCCGGCAGUACGAAAUUGUAUAGGGCCAUCUGCCAUUCUCGCACUAUAGAUAUUCCCGCUCGUAUAUCGAUACCGGAAAUAGUUGAGACUAUUCAGGAUUUGCGACAGGAUCAAAUCAUCUUGGAAUCUUCGAAUGCAAAUGAGAAUUAUACUGGAGGUGUCGAUGUUCGAGGGCGAUAUUCAGUCAUUGGCUUAGACAUCGAGCAAUGCACGAGGGUGGAAUAUACUGCUGGGAAGCAAAACAUCAGUAUCAGUUAUCCCCGAGAACGCGGUCAAAGGCCAGAGACUGUUCACUUGAACGCAGACUCUCAAGGAGGAAUCUGGCCGUACUUGGCUCACUACCUGGAUGAGCGCCAAGUUAAGGAUGGCAGCCCUGAGUCACCCUUCUGGGGCGGCUUCAUGGGGUACACAACCUACGAACUCGGACUCGAAGGGAUUGAUGUUUCACCCAACCCCAACGGCCGGCAACACAGUCGUCCAGAUCUCUGCUUUGCUUGGGUCGAAAAGAGUCUCGUCGUAGACCACCUGAAGAAUCGGAUCUACCUCCAACAAUUAGCGCCAUCAAAUGCUUCAGGCAGAGUUGGCUCAUGGAUGGACAGCAUUAUCGCUAAACUAGAAGCCAAGCUUUUACCCGAGGAGAGUUAUGAUCCAUAUACCAUCACAUUCUCGAAUUUACCGGGUGACGGAUGCAAGAAUGGCAUUCUCGACAGAAUGGCCCAGUUGGGCGUGGCCCUACCCCUCACACUGCACGUGUAUCCUUCAGAUGGCCCCUAUUCCGGCUUCGCAACAGCACAAUAUGAACAACCCAACAACCCAGAGAAGAUCGCCCAACUUCUCAACAACAGCGAUAUAGCUGGGCGAAACAUCCGUGUCAAGGUCACAAGCCAGAUACUUGACCCUGUCUCUAAACAUUCCCCUCCACCGGCCAAACUGUCCUCUCGUUUGUCUCAUCCAGCCCAAGCCCCAGCCAUCGACAUCAAAUCCUCCGUCCUUUCGAUCCAGACCCCCUUACACUCGAUAUAUGAAUCCAAAGUCCUCUCCUGUCAAAGCUCGAUCCGCGCCGGCGACUCUUAUGAACUCUGUCUCACGGACCAAACGGUCAUCACUCUGUCCAGAUCCACUUCCCCAUCCACACCCACCCCUUGGUCCAUCUACCAAACCCUCCGCACUAAGCAACCUGCACCCUUCGCCUCAUAUCUCAAGCUCGGCCCAUUAACAUUCAUCUCUGCCUCCCCGGAGCGCUUCCUCACCUACACGCCAACUACCUGCGAGCUCCGGCCCAUGAAAGGCACGGUCCGCAAGUCCUCGCAAGUGUCAACACUAGAGCAAGCGAAGAAACUCCUCGACGUGCCGAAGGAGAAAGCAGAGAAUCUCAUGAUAGUGGAUCUCGUAAGACAUGAUCUCCAUGGGGUCUGCGGGGCGGGCAGGGUGCAAGUGCCGCGAUUGAUGGUGGUGGAGGAGUAUAAGAGCGUAUUCCAGAUGAUUUCCAUCGUGCGUGGAUCUCUUCCCCAACCUCCACCUCCCACCUCUACUCCUCCGUCCUCAUCUUCAUCUUCAUAUUCCGCUUCGCCCACGACUUCCGCCUCGUCUUCUACAGACUUGAUAGCGUCCUCGACAUUGGCUUCCGACGGCGUGCACGGGAACGAGAGAUUGAAAGCGACACGUGACAGGUACACAGGUCUCGACGUCCUCUCUGCCAGCCUCCCACCGGGCAGCAUGACGGGCGCGCCCAAGAAGCGCAGCUGCGAGAUCCUGCAGCUGGUCGAGGGCGGCCGGGAGCGGAGUCUGUAUAGCGGGGUGGUGGGGUACGCGGAUGUUGGAGGCAGGGGCGACUGGAGCGUUUCUAUCCGGUGUCUGUUCAAGUGGGAUGAUGAUGAGGAUACUCACGCUGGAGAUGCAGGCGAUGGAGAGGACGCGAGAGGAGAUGCUGGUCCGGAGACUUGGCACAUUGGUGCCGGUGGUGCCGUCACGACGCUGAGCACGGCUGUUGGGGAGAGGGAGGAGAUGUUGACGAAGUUGGAGGGUACGCUGGGGCUUUUUCGGUAG